AUGGAUUCAAGUCAGCUCUCAAUCUACAAGGAAGCUUUAGAGCGAGAAAUUGAAAACAAGAAAUAUUUCCUCAAACAAGCGCACUCUGCAAUAGAAUCACUGGCCACCAGUGACUUAGGUUUGGUUGAAGACAAAGAUGAAUGGAAGGAAUUUCUUAAGAAACCAAUGUUCUUCCCUGACAGAUCUGAUCCCAUAGGUUUGAAUUUAGUAUCCAUUGAACAGCAACAACGCUUGAAGACCUCUAAGGAAGUGCUGGAGAUCCAACAGUUAAAUGAACUGGAAGAGCUUGUAGAUUUCCAGAGAUCAUUGAAUAGUGACCUAGAGUUAUUCUACAGCAUGCUCUUGAGACGAGAGAGGGAGCCUACUUUACGAGAACAGGAAGAGUCUGUGUCUCGGAGAAAUACUAAACUUUUUGAGAUAUUGAAAAGACUGAUAAAAGAAUACAUAAUGAUUGACAUCAGCGCACCAUUAAAUCGAUCCUCAGAAACUGCCGAUGAAGUUUGGACGAUGAUGCUUCAGUUACUAAAUGGAGAAAAUCUAAAUGUCAGAGAGUUUCGAGGCGCUACGGCUGGGUUCUACCGCAUGCUUUUGAGAAGCGGUCUCAUUGAAAAUGUCGAUGCCGAGAGCAAGAGCAUGGACAGCAACAUGUACAUAAAGCUUAUCGAUUUUGCGGAGAACUUUUGA
Lachancea fermentati is the source of this 684-nucleotide messenger RNA. Lineage: Eukaryota; Fungi; Ascomycota; Saccharomycetes; Saccharomycetales; Saccharomycetaceae. The record is from the annotation of a GenBank genome assembly.